UUUAGUUUUGUUUAUUGAGAUGCGAGUAUUGUUGGCUUGCUUGUUUAUUCGAGAUAUAGAUAAGAAGCCUAAGGAAAGGAGGAUUUGGAGAGAAGUGAGGAAUGAGGACCCAGUGGGCCAUUCUGGGGCGGCCUCCAAACCCCUGAUUCCAGGGAGGUAUAGAGUGUUUCCCUCCUCAGGCCGGCCAUGGAGAGCCCUCUUCUUGAACUAACAUCUGAGGGGAACCCUCCGCCAGUGUCCGCCUUUGAGAGGCAGGUCAGGCGACGAAAAAUCAUCAUAUACAGGCCUGCUGCUGAGGAGCAAGGAUCCACCUCCCUAUGCCCGAAGCCCCUUCAGAGAAACAGAAUGUGCCCCCUCCUGGGUGGCGAUGCAGAGCAGUUGCCCAGCAAGAGGCAACGGCUUCAGCUGGGGUCUCCCGAAAGGGCGGAAAGGAAUGGAGAGGUUUGCAGUGGGACAGGAGAGACCUUGUGGUGUGUGGCAUCUCCCAUGGAGAAAAAGCAGAGGAAGGUGCUGGCUGUCAACCUGGAAGAUUUUUCGACGACUCAAAUGCUUGAUGAUCCUCAAGGGGGCUCCCCUCUGCAAAGACCCGCAACGCCUCCCUGCACCACCCCCCUCCAGCCAGCAACUACGAAUGAAGACAGAGCUUCCGGCUCAACAAAGGCUGAAAGCAGCACUGUGUGCAGGUCAUCUCCCACUGAGGGGUACUCUCCAUCCCAUCAGGAGCCUCAGGAGAGGCUGGCUCAUGCAUGCCGGCAGCUCUGGGACAAGAGGCCGUCUCCCCUUCAGUGUCGUGAGUCUGAGCGCCUGCAAGCCAAGAGGCAGCGUCUUCAGAAGGGAAUUUCCCUGGCAAACGGGAGUGAAGGGACAAAGACCUCCCCGCUGGAGACAGCUCGUCGGCGGAUCCUGGCCAUCAGUCUGGAGGACUGUUCCUUGAACCGAAUGCUGGAUGCCGGCGUUGGCAAGGAGCAGCAGGAGACCUCCCCAUCCCCCUGCGGGAGCAAUCAACUGAUAGUGCCUCACCAAUUCUCUCCAGAUGUGGGCAACCCAACCCCUCAAGACCCACAAGAUCACUGUCAUCAAACAGAUGCAGCUGCUGAAGCUCCCUCCUCCUGGCCACCUUCAGCUGCCACGCUCUUGCGUCCGUCGGUGGUCCCCCAUUUCCGGCACUGGGGAUUGGUCCCCGUCUUCCAGAGCAUGCGUUCCAAACUGGAGGCCUUUGCUGACAUCUUUCUGAGCCCAUCCAAGCCUUCCCUUCCAUCCACAGAGGGGCCCCCCUCCCUGCCCCCCUGCCCCCCUGGAAAUGAGGACCAGGCCGCAGCUCAGCCAGUUACCCCACGCCAAGGAGUCAACAUUGAGGUAAAAAUCGCCAUUUCAGAACCACGCCCCCGGAAGAGGAGCUGCCACCAUGAAGAGGAGGAGGAAGAAGAGAUGGGCAGCAUGGUGGUGAGCGGACGGCCCCCUAUCCGCCAGUGGCGCCUGAAUGAAGGAGACACAGCUCCCCAGCCCCGCCUUGGACGCAGCUACUCCUGCCCUGAUUUUCCUGGAGCCUGCUCUUGGCAAGCUUCUCCUGCGACCCUUUCGCUCUCUGCACAGCUGCGACAGCGCCGGCACACUGUCUGCAGCCUGGAAGUGUCCCGGGAGCUGGGCCGCCCCACCCCACCCUGCCUACGCAAGGAGGUGUAUCCUUUCAGCACACCGCCUGCUCACCUCUUGCUUGGUCCCGCAGUACACACUCCCCACUGCGAUGGUUCCUCCUACGCCUCCCCUGUGCCUUCCUGCUGCUGUGAAUCUGACCCAGCUCAUUCCAGGGACGUCUCUCCAUCCCCAGAUCAUGGGCAGAGAGUGUCUGGGGUUGGCCUGGAUGUGGUUGACUCGGAGUUGCUCACAUCAGAACAGAUGAUGCUUUCGGAAGCUGGGAUAAAGGGGUCCCAAGACAACUCCAUAGGGAAGGUAUCCUCCAUAAGGAUCCGCAAGACACCAGCCAGGCAGCAAGCAAAUCUCACUCCCAUGGGGCUUCCCCGGCCUGUCAGGUUGAACAAGAAAGAGUUUAGCCUGGAGGAGAUCUACACCAACAAGAACUACCGCACACCCACGGAGAAGAGGUCAUUUGAGACCAUCUUUGAGGUGCCACUGGAACGCAACGGAGCGCUCAUCUUCACCAGCCAACGUAAGCUGAAGCGGGCCAUGGAGUUCCGGGAGGGAGGUCUUCCCCGCAAGCAACGCAAAGCCCGCUCCCGAGGGGGUCGCAGGGCAGGAGGACGGCGGGCUCAGCCCCAGUCUCUUGAGCUGGAGGAGAUGCUGCAGCAGCGGCUGGCUGAACUGGAUGCCUUGUUUGAGGAAGAAGAGCGCUGAGUUCUGAGCAGGGCCUAAAUCUGUAUCAAGGAAAGGGCACAGCACCCUUAGGAGCUCAGACGCCAUCUAAACUAGCAAGAGGUUGCUUUUUAAAAACUACCAAAAUCGCCAUUACCACUCCAAGCUUCUCCUGUGGUGCUCUUUAUUCUCUUCUUCCCCAGCUAAUUGGUCUUCUGUGACUGUUGCCUCAUUCUCCAUUGAUGUUAGAUCACUCUCCAAGCCAAGGAUAAUAUUGCCACUAUGAAAAUGGGGGUUGAGUGUCAUUCAACGCCAUCUGGCCAAUCGCCACACUGCCUGCUUUGGCACCAUGCCAGUCCCUUUCUUCUCAGCUCUUUGGCUCACGAGCACAAGGGGAAGAACGUUUGUGGUGCCCAAAAGUUGUUUCUUCUUUGCACUCUUCCUCCUAUGCACAAUUGGAUCACCAGUGCCUCGCAUAGGAGGAGUGCAUAGGUCUAAUGCCCAGUGGUAUUGUGCCAUCUACCAGUUGUUUAGGCCAGCAAGGGCUGUGCCUAGCCAGGUGAGGGGCAAGUUGCCCAUUUUUGAGAUGCCAUCCCUAUCAAAACAAAUACGAAUGCAGAAUGUACAAGCCCAUUGGAUGAGAAGGAUAAAGAAAGGGAUUGUGGGAAAGAAUCAGCAGAAGCAGGUUUUGUUAUGGGGCAGGUGAUGAAAUGGUGCAAGGGAUGAUGUAGCUAUAGGCUGGGAAAAGGGGUAUGUGUCCAAUUGUUAAAGCAUGGACAUUGCACAGCCGGCUGGAGAAUCCCUUAGCGUCUCUGUCCUGGAUCAGGGCCUCUGUAUUCCUGGUUUAGAUCAACUUGCUGGGACUAUGUUCUGUUAGGCGUGAGGUGUUUUUUGUUUUCAUUUUUGUAUUAAUCUAUAUUUCUAAUAAACUUUUCAGCUUGGGGCAAGAAAAAAUGUAUUUUUGAUUGCU
Rhineura floridana is the source of this 3280-nucleotide messenger RNA. It is a transcript of the gene PRR14, whose product is annotated as proline rich 14. The record is from RefSeq and is a predicted model, not a curated record. NCBI's taxonomy places the organism in Eukaryota, Metazoa, Chordata, Lepidosauria, Squamata, Rhineuridae. Bases 187 to 2352 code for a protein of 721 amino acids. The transcript is spliced from 12 exons.